AUGGCAGGCUGGGACCAGUAUAUAACAAACUUGACAAGUCAAGGCAUUACUCAUGCCGGAAUAUUCGGUGCUGAUGGAUCACGAUGGGCUGCGUCUCCAAAUUUUCCGAAUAUUGAUAAUAUUAGAGACGAAUUGCCUAAAGCUUUUUCGUCAUCACCAUCAGGCAUUUUAGUUAACGGUGAAAAAUAUAUAUUUAUUCGUAGUGCAGAAAAUUUUGCUAUCCUUAGAAAAAGUGCUGAUGGAAUGGUUGUUGUGAAAUUAAAUCAAGCUUACAUUGUUUCGAUUGGUGUUAAUCAAAAACCUGAAAUGAUAAUCGGAGCAACCAACAAAAUGGGUGAAUAUUUAAAAAAUUGUGGCUUUUAA
Messenger RNA from Rotaria socialis, 363 nucleotides. Lineage: Eukaryota; Metazoa; Rotifera; Eurotatoria; Philodinida; Philodinidae. The record is from the annotation of a GenBank genome assembly.